Pecten maximus is the source of this 927-nucleotide messenger RNA. RefSeq lists its product as uncharacterized. The record is from RefSeq and is a predicted model, not a curated record. The transcript has 4 exons. Bases 289 to 927 code for a protein of 212 amino acids. Lineage: Eukaryota; Metazoa; Mollusca; Bivalvia; Pectinida; Pectinidae.
UCUGGCUGGGCGAUUAAGUGCACCUAAAUCGUGCUUGAUCAGGGCACGAGUCAUGAAAUUGUCUUCCGUCGUCACCUGUGUCAUAAUGUUAUACAUACAGUAUAUCUCGUCGCCUAAAGCACCUAAGAGUAAGUACAUUAUUUGAGAAAAAGUCAAUGUAAAGUUAGUUGAUUAGGACAUAAGCAGCAUUAAAAUUACUUAUUGUAAAUGUACACUUAAACAAGGUUUAUUGAGUGUUAGAAGUCAGGUUACAUAUUUCUGUUGCAGGCAAUCUCUAAAGACUUCAAAAUGCAAAUUGAUGGUCUGUCUGCAACUGCAAGGAAGAUCGAUGAAGUCCAUUUCAGUUUAGAAAAAGAGAGUAAACAAACGUGGUAUGAUGUUUGUCCGAGAUGUAAAGAGAAGGUAAACAAAUAUAACAUUACACAGUAUCGAGACGUAGAAUGUCAAACAGAAAACAACGAAAAUCCUUUAACAAAGGCGCUACUGGAUGGUUUAAACGGACGUCUAACUUUUCGUCUGUGUGUACCUGAAGAAUCCGGAUCAGAUCUUGAGCAGUGGUGCUUGACACCAUAUCUGUCAACUGGUUGUGAGAGACAGGGUACUGGCCGAAUAUUACAUACACACUUUACAGACGAUUCAUCAACUCAGCAAUGUAACGAACUGAAACAGGCUGUUGAAAGCGAGAAGGAAACCAUUUCAUCGGACGUGAAUGCAGUGACUGAUAGUUUGAAAGGAAUCUUCCCAAAGCUUCCUGAAGAAAUCCAGAAAUUGGAAGAUACGAUUGAAAGCAAAGACAAAGAACUGUGGAAGCUUAAAGAAAAGAAUAAUACAUUGAAAAAGGAAGUUGAAGCCCUUCAGUCGGAACGAAAAACCUUGCGUAAGGAAAAUGGAACACUAAAGGCCUACCGAAGAAUUGAAUGCCUGUAA